CUAAUAUCUCUUAGCGAGUCCGGACGGUCCGCCUCCAACUCGAAAGGGCUUCGGCGGCUGGGGCGGCGAGGCACGCAGGCGGCGGGCGGGAUGAGCGCGGCGCGUGGCGGAGCGGUGCGGACGCUGCGGGUGCCCGGCCGCCACGGCUAUGCCGCCGAGUUUUCCCCGUACUUGCCGGGCCGCCUGGCCUGCGCCACCGCGCAGCACUACGGCAUCGCGGGCUGUGGAACCCUGCUAAUACUGGAUCAAAAUGAAUCUGGGCUUAGGCUUUUUAGAAGCUUUGACUGGAACGAUGGUUUGUUUGACGUGACCUGGAGUGAGAACAAUGAGCACAUCCUGGUCACCUGUAGUGGUGAUGGCUCGUUACAGCUCUGGGACACCGCCAGAGCCGCAGGGCCACUGCAGGUCUACAAGGAGCACACUCAGGAGGUGUACAGUGUUGAUUGGAGUCAAACCAGAUGUGAACAGCUUGUGGUGUCUGGCUCAUGGGAUCAAACUAUCAAACUGUGGGAUCCAACUGUUGGAAAGUCUCUGUGCACCUUUAGAGGCCAUGAAAGUGUCAUUUAUAGCACGAUCUGGUCGCCCCACAUCCCUGGUUGCUUUGCUUCAGCCUCAGGCGAUCAGACUUUGAGAAUUUGGGAUGUGAAGACAACAGGAGUCAGAACUGUGGUUCCAGCACAUCAGGCAGAAAUUCUGAGUUGUGACUGGUGUAAAUACAAUGAGAAUUUGCUGGUGACAGGGGCAGUUGAUUGUAGUUUGAGAGGCUGGGACUUGAGGAAUGUACAACAACCAGUAUUUGAACUUCUUGGUCACACCUAUGCUAUUAGGAGAGUGAAAUUUUCACCAUUUCAUGCUUCCGUGUUGGCCUCUUGCUCCUACGAUUUUACUGUAAGAUUCUGGAACUUUUCAAAGCCUGACCCUCUUCUUGAAACAGUGGAACAUCAUACAGAAUUUACUUGUGGUUUAGAUUUAAGUCUUCAGAGUCCUACUCAGGUGGCUGACUGUGCUUGGGAUGAAACAAUAAAGAUAUAUGAUCCUAUUUGUCUUACCAUGCCUGCUUGAGAUAAACUACUCCAUUCAGAAACAAAGGAUAUGACUGAAGAACUGCUUAAUAGGAAAUAAAUGAUUGAUAACAUAGAGUUUAUGUUUUUAUAUACUAUUCAGAUUUCAAAAUUUAAAAAUUUAUUCUGGAAUCAGUUUUGAGGAAGCUGAUAAAGACUUUGGCUCACUAUUUAAGCCUGGUACAUAAGCCAUAUUUCUUAAAAUCCUAAGAAAUAUUGAAGUUAUGGUAUAUCUUGUAGUGUCUAUUAAAAUAUAACCUUUCUAGUAUAAAAUGGAUUAAAUAUGAGAGAUCUAUAGAUUAUAUUGAUAGUGAUAUAUUUCAUUUUUAAUUUGAUAUUUUUGAUGAAAAUAUAAUCACUGCUGUUGAUAAAAA
Molecule: messenger RNA, 1435 nt
Organism: Eubalaena glacialis (North Atlantic right whale)
Lineage: Eukaryota; Metazoa; Chordata; Mammalia; Artiodactyla; Balaenidae
Gene: PEX7
Product: peroxisomal biogenesis factor 7
Exons: 10
Coding region: 91-1062 (323 amino acids)
Biological process (GO): protein import into peroxisome matrix
Cellular component (GO): peroxisomal matrix; cytosol
Molecular function (GO): protein binding
Source: RefSeq, a predicted model, not a curated record